This is a messenger RNA of Mercurialis annua (annual mercury), 1023 nucleotides long. Its product is annotated as clathrin light chain 2-like. Lineage: Eukaryota; Viridiplantae; Streptophyta; Magnoliopsida; Malpighiales; Euphorbiaceae. Gene Ontology annotation, molecular function: clathrin heavy chain binding; structural molecule activity. The transcript has 3 exons. Bases 68 to 859 code for a protein of 263 amino acids. Gene Ontology annotation, biological process: intracellular protein transport; clathrin-dependent endocytosis; clathrin coat assembly. Gene Ontology annotation, cellular component: clathrin coat of trans-Golgi network vesicle; plasma membrane; clathrin coat of coated pit. The record is from RefSeq and is a predicted model, not a curated record.
AAUACAGAGUCGCACCAUCUUCCCGAACCUGUCCCUACCAAACAAAAAACGAUUUGCACAUACAAUAAUGUCGGAUUUUGCUGACUCGUUAGAUCAUGACUCGUUGACUCAAACUGAGUUAACUCGUCCGUUUGACGACGACGACGUCGUCUACAACGACAAUAAUUCCGAAUCUCAACAAUUCGAAUCGUUUACUGGAAAUGACGACGUUUUUGAAACUGAUCGUGAUUAUCAUCCGCCGGUUUACGGCGAUAUUGUAUCGGAGGAAAAUGGAGGAUCGGACGGUCCGGUUUUACCGUCUCCGUUGGAAAUGCAAGCUGAGGAAGGAUUUGCUCUUAGAGAAUGGAGAAGAGAGAACGCGUUGAAGUUGGAGGAGAAAGAGAAGAACGAGAAGGAGAUACUGAGCCAAAUACUCAAGGAAGCUGAUGAAUAUAAGGUUGAGUUCCAUAGGAAGAGGGAGAUUACCUGUGAGAAUAAUAAAGCUUUCAACAGGGAAAAGGAAAAGGUAUUUGUGUCUAGUCAGGAGAAAUUCCAUGCUGAGGCUGACAAGAAUUAUUGGAAGACGAUCGCAGAGCUCAUUCCUAACGAAGUGCCAGUCAUAGAGAAACGGGGGAAGAAGGAUCAGGAGAAGAAGCCUGGUAUUGUCGUGAUCCAAGGUCCGAAGCCCGGGAAACCGACGGAACUCUCACGGAUGAGGCAGAUACUUAUAAAAUUGAAGCACAACACACCUCCGCAUCUAAAGCCCUCUCCACCAUCAGCACCGUCCCCUAGUAAGGAUGCUAAGACCGGCGAUGAGGCAGCUCCGCUAGCUAAAGCUGCCCCGGUAAUUACCACUCCGGAGGCAGUAGCUGUUGCUUAGUUGUUAUUCCAUUGCCUUAAUUGUGGGUAUUUAUAACAGUUUCACUAGACUUAAUCCGUAGUGUAUCUCUGACUAUAUUUAUCUCAGUUAGUUUCUAUGUAAAAAAGAAAAAUUACUCUUGCAGAGUUUACUUUUGGAUAUUCUAAUUACUAAACUUAUAUUUA